Molecule: messenger RNA, 4328 nt
Organism: Varroa destructor (honeybee mite)
Lineage: Eukaryota; Metazoa; Arthropoda; Arachnida; Mesostigmata; Varroidae
Biological process (GO): protein folding
Cellular component (GO): Golgi membrane
Molecular function (GO): flavin-dependent sulfhydryl oxidase activity; protein disulfide isomerase activity
Source: RefSeq, a predicted model, not a curated record
UUAUCCAAUCACGCGUAAAUGGUAUACUAUAUGCCGACGGCAAAACGUAAACGGGCGAACUGUGCUGUCCGUCCCACUAUGUUUCGAAUUUUACAUCCGGUAUCACAGUAAGGCAUUUCAUCACACGGCUCCGAGUGCGAAAAGAGGUGUGACCACGCCCGGAUUCCAACCUAGACCGCAACGUAAAAUUAGCAGGCAAAUACUUUCCCCAUUAAGGUACCACGGGUAUCACGAGGACCUGUGCUAUCACCUCAGGUCGACUGAUUCACUAAAACUAAUCUGGGUCUACCAGAGCUGGCUGAGCCGCGAAUGCAAUCAAUUAUUACUAGCUUUUGUAGCUUUGGAAUCGUCUGCUAAUCAUGUCCGUUAGCGAAGCUAUUUCUCGUUCGAUGUAUCGAAAACAUCUCUGGCUAGGCCAUUAUGGACACUUUGUUCUUAUGGUCUGCGUCUCUUUCGAAGCACGUCUCGUGUCCCCGAGGAUGCUGAUUAUCAGCUGUUCAUUAUUCUGACGCAUCCUUGUUGCUAUCAGCAGCAUAGUAGCAACUUCAACCCGAUUUGUUCAGCAGCCGUUCGACUGUGGCCUAUGAUACGAGUCGGUGGCGCUACUGUGUAAUUUCUUCCCACAGCCAGCACGUUUAGCAGCUUUGGCAGAAUUCUCUCACCCGCCUUACGCGUUCGAGACGUCGUACGGAGUGAUCCACCAGAGCGGUGCGGAUGUCUCGUUGAGUGCGACUUUGUUUAAAGCAGUAGCGAUUGCAGGCAACAAUUUCCGCAGCGCCUUGGCAGCUCUCUGUUGAAGAGCGCAACUGGAAAGAUGUCUGCUGGAACCGAUGGCGCCUUAAGUUAUACAAUUAUCCACUAAGUUUUACCGCAUCGUUUGUCUAGUGUCUGUCUUGUUUCUAUCUCCUCGAUACAAAUGAGACUAUGGAGUUACGACGAGGAAAUCGUUGGACCCUAUCGCCGUGGGCCCAGUUCCGGUUGGCCAUUGUCGGGCUGUUUGCACUGAUCUUAGCACUGCUAAGUUCGCGCGUGAAAUCGGCAUCGAGUUCCGGCUCAGUCUUGUAUGAUGCAGCUGAUCCAUUAAACAUCAUUGACGGCACUGAAAACUUCUAUCGUGAAUUGCGCUCCCAUGGACGCCUGGCGUAUAUGGCUCAAUUUUACAAUAGCUGGUGCGGCCAUUGUAUUCGAUAUGCCCCGAUCUUCAAGGAAUACGCAAAUGAUGUUAGAGCAUGGCAAUCUGCUGUAGAUAUCGGUGUGAUUAACUGCGCAGCGAAAUCGAACAUCGAUGUCUGUCGAGAACAACAAAUUACCGCUUACCCGUCCAUUAAGAUGUACUGGUUACCACAGAUGACUGACAAACUGGGUGAGAAAAUUGAAGCUGAUAGGGAUGCUUCAGUUCUGCGGAAGCACGUUAUUGACUUCGUGGAAAAGAAAAUUAAGGAGCAUGGAGCUCCGAAGAUGCUAACCAGUUUAGAACCUUCCAGAGCUACCACUCUAGAGGAGAUGUGGGCUUCACAAGCCUCAAACCUACCACAGCUCCUGGCUGUUGUCGAAGAGGAAAGUUCCUAUACUGGACGAGAACUCAUACUCGAUUUCAGCAAUAACACUCGUGAAAAAAUUGUCCGUUUUAUCCGUGGCACCGGUCCUGAGGAAAUAAGGAAUAAAGACGCUACAUCGCUGUUAUUGAUAGAGAGAGGAAUCCAUCCUAGGCUGAUUGCAACGGUAGCUGAUAAUUCGAAUGCGCGAGAGGAGUUUAAGGUCCGACUAAUGGAAAUGGGCUUCAAGUUCGAACGUCUAAAUUACAACAAUUACUCGGAACGCACGUCUACUGUGGCUUCGCGUGUUGGCGAUCCGGAUAAGGUGUAUCUUGAAGACGUCGAAGCUGGGCUGACGCGUAUCCUAAAUCAAGAUCUAAUGCUUCACACUGAAUUUGAUGAGAAGAAGCUGGUCAUCAUAAGGAACUUUAUUCAGGCUAUCCACGACAAUGUGUUUCUACCAUACCGAAUUAAGACAUAUCUCCAAAAGCUUAACCAUCAUCUCGACGUGUCUGCGCCUCUCAAGAACGCAGAUUAUCAACUUAUCUUGAGAGAAGCGAAUUCCUCUACGGCAUACUUACGAACAAUAGAGAAUGUCAAUUUUAUCGGAUGCAAAGGAAGCAAGCCAUUUCUACGAGGGUUCCCCUGCUCCAUGUGGACUAUCAGCCAUCUAAUGACUGUGGGAAGUUACUCUCGAUAUGUUCAGCACGAAAUCGCCCAUCCAGAACGUGCACUACUUAUAUUCCGAGAUUUCAUUGUGAACUUCUUCAGCUGUGAAGACUGCAGAACGCACUUUUUGGAAAUGGCUAAAGACCUCGAAAAUGAGCUCAAAACCCCAGAUGAGACAGUUCUUUGGCUUUGGCGCGCGCACAACAAAGUCAACAAAAGGCUCGCGGGAGACCCAACAGAAGAUCCCGCCAGGCCGAAGGUCCAGUUCCCACCGUCGACCCUUUGCGCCGACUGCUUCGAUUCGAAUAAUAAUUUCAUCGAGUCGAACGUGUUGAAGUUUCUUCAAAAUCACUACGAUUCAACAAAACUUGUUCGGACGGUAUCAGAAGGUACCCCGACUGCCAUUAGCCUCCAACAGGAAGCCACUGACAAUAAUUCAGCCAAUGCCAGGUUAUUCUCAGGAUUUGACGUAACAAUUUUUUUGGUAAUCUACGCUGUUUCUAUCACUCUUCUAUUCGGGGUUUUCGUCGCGGUUGUCUUUCGCCGUAGGAAGAGUGGCCUUAGCAAGUCUCUUUUCCAUUUUAACUGAAGUCGAUGCACGAUCUAAUCGGCAUAUAAUUACAUAGGUUUAGCGUUUACAUCUAACUUACUUCAGUUACACUGAUGCAUACACUUGCGUCUCACAUCCUUCAUAUGGAGAACUAUCUAUCAUCGAAAUGCUUAUACAUCCAUGAACAUCGAAUAAUGACUUCUGUUCAAUAACUCAAUAUCCGACACAACAGCUGAGACAUACAUCAGGUUGGCCACUGUAGGCUUGUCUUACACGGGAUGUCUGGUAAGCUUCUGGCCUGAGUGAACCAUGUGGAUUAAUGUUGGUCUUUGGUUUUUUUUUUAAGAACUUCAUAUUUUUUCGAAAGAAGCAUUUUGCUUACGAUACUUCAUGCUGAAGAUCAUUAAAGAGGUACAUGUUAUUUAUUUAGUUAAAUCGAGGGAUCAGAUUAAGUCAGCGGCAGAAUAUCUUAAACAGUGGUUAGAACGCCUAGAGAUCUACAGCAAUUAUUUUUCUUGAAAUACCGUUAUGUUGGUCUAUCCAGAUUAUUUCGUAAAUCGUAUAUGUGCAGUUUUACAAAGGACGACGUCCUCUCAUUUAUAUGCUCUACCUUUGAUCUACGGCAAACUUUACAAACGAAUGUUCAAAAUUGAACUGGAUGAGAUUUGUCACGUCGUUCGUCAACCAGACCAGAUUUGCUCGUCAUGUUAUGCCAAUAUAGUAUCUGUAAAGGAGAGAGUGUCAACUUUAUUAACCAACAACAGCACUAACAGAUCCGAAUAUUACCAGUAUCUUUCAAACUGUGAUAUAUCUUUUCAAAAUAGAUAUACAUAAAUCACACACAUUUUUGUGUGCUCACAUUUUAACAAAACGACUAUAUCUAGCAAAGUUCCCAAAUGGAAUAAAAGCCAGUUCUUGACUUUUUUCUUCAUAGUAUAAUUAUCUAUAAUUCCCUGUAACCUUUACGGCUUCAACGUUGUACCUCACUCGGCCCCGAACUUUAUUUAGUCUGUUUGCGCAGUUCCGCCGGCAGAUACCACGGUAGCGAAUGCUUCUAGAGCAUAAGAAUAGAUACACCAAAGCGAAAAUAGUGCCGGUCCUUACAAUAGAAUCUUAAUAGAGGGUCGACUGUUGCUGGGAAGAUGUAGGGGAAAGCACGAUGUUUUCACAGUUACCAAACUGCUUGCAAUUAAUUUUUUUUAUCCUGUUUUCUUUUUGUUCCCGUGACAAUUGUUCAUGAGCACACGGAACGAAUAGUCUUUUUUACGAACUAACCCGAACUAACUAAAAGUGCACCCGGUAAUGCUAAAGGGAGACAAUUGCCUUUCAUAUAUAUUUCGUGUACGCGGGCGAGUAUACAGGGCUCCACAGUUCGGCAAUUAUUUUGUACAAUCAAUAGCUAAAAUAGUAUUAUAUCAAGAGUAGAGCAGCAAGUCGGCUGUGUAAGCGCAAGUGGUUAUAUAAUGCGUAUUUAGUAUAUGCAUAGUCGACUCCUUGUGAUGGAGAUAUACAUGUAUAUAUAUUAUGGUGGUGAUAAUAAAUAAUGAGUAGUAUUUUCUAUAAGGAUAGCACUA